Topomyia yanbarensis is the source of this 535-nucleotide messenger RNA. RefSeq names its product large ribosomal subunit protein eL43 (gene RpL37A). The transcript is spliced from 3 exons. The record is from RefSeq and is a predicted model, not a curated record. Gene Ontology annotation, molecular function: structural constituent of ribosome. Gene Ontology annotation, cellular component: ribosome. Gene Ontology annotation, biological process: translation. Lineage: Eukaryota; Metazoa; Arthropoda; Insecta; Diptera; Culicidae. Bases 127 to 396 code for a protein of 89 amino acids.
GUUUCUGACAGCCAAUCUAUUUCCGCCUGUUUACAUUCUUUCUCUUCCAAUAUCCUCGAUUGAAACAACUGCACGCAUUUCGUUGCAGCAUUUAAAUUCGAUCAAUUUCAGGAGUAUUACGAUAAAAUGGCCAAGCGUACCAGGAAGGUCGGAAUCGUCGGUAAAUAUGGUACCCGAUAUGGUGCCUCACUGCGUAAAAUGGUGAAAAAGAUGGAAAUCACCCAACACGCUAAGUAUACCUGCACUUUCUGUGGAAAGGAUGCCAUGAAGCGAUCAUGCGUUGGAAUCUGGUCCUGUAAGCGAUGCAAACGCGUAGUUGCCGGUGGAGCAUGGGUGUACUCUACUACUGCGGCCGCCUCGGUACGAUCGGCUGUUCGUCGUUUGCGUGAACUGUAAAGUGUUAGCUGUUUCCCAUGGAAUUGUAAUUUGUUUUACGAAAUUUACCAGGAAGUUUUGUUUCCAUGGUAAGGCAAACUCUGGAAAAGGGAUGUAGAACAAUACAAGAUCAGAACAACUUGGAUCCAUCGGGAAAGAA